AUGCCACCACGUAGGGAACCCGAUCAUCAGGCUCCUACUCAGGCUAUGGUAGUCGCUCAGUUUCGCGAUUACCACGCUGAAAGGUUCUCAGGGCAGGAAGAUCCCCACAUCGUAGAUGAAUGGAUUCAGGGGUUGGAGUUUAUCUUUGAGGUUAUGGACUGCCCCGAUAGAUAUCGUGUAGUUUGUGCUCAGCUUCAGCUCACUGGUGAUGCUAGGCUCUGGUGGAAUGCCUACUGGAGCAUGCGUCCCGGUGAAAAAGCGGGUUGUACAUGGGACAUGCUCAAGGAGCUAGUCCGCGAAAAGUAUUACCCCUCCUACUAUCGGGGAGAGAUGGAGCGUCAGUUCUUAGCGCUUCAGCAGGGCACUCGUACAGUUGAUGAGUACGAGCGAGAGUUCACUAGACUUGCAGCUUUCGUACCAGACCUGGUUCGCACAGAGGCUCAGAGAGCGCAGCGGUUCAUUGACGGGCUUUUCCCAGCAUUCCGUCACAACAUCGUGGGACACGAGACUCAGACCUACGCUCGUGCAGUUUCUAUCGCCCAGGAGGUGGACGCUAGCAUUAGGAGGGAGGCAGUUCGUGAUCGUGCCCAGCCAUCUGCUCCAGUUCAGCCAUUCGCAGCUCCACCAGCUCUACCAGCUCCUCAGCCGGCAAAGGAGAAGAAGAGAAAGGGGAAGGGUGCACAGACUGACCGGAGGACCCGACAGAGACAGCAGCCGAUUCCACCAUGCCCGACAUGCGGACGACUUCACAGGGAAGAGUGUCGUGUGGGAGAGGACAUCUGCUAUUACUGCCACGAGCCGGGACAUUUUGCGAGUCGCUGUCCGAAGAAACUCCAGCAGCAGCCCCAGCAGCCUCAGCAGCCACCACAGCAGCAACAGCCACGUCAGCAGGCACAGAGGCCGCCUCAGCAGCAGCAGCAGAGGGGCAGACAGCAGGCCAGGGUUUAUGCGGUUGAUCAGGCCGAGGCAGCACAGCAACCAGGUACUAUGUCAGGGAUGGUUGUUCUCAAUGAUAUUCCUGUGUUUGCUUUAUUCGAUACUGGAGCGACGCAUACUUUCAUAUCACGACGAUGUCUUGAUGCCAUCGGAGUUCAUGCCGUUACCGCUGUCGAUCCUGUCGAGGUAAGUUUAGCCUCGGGACGAAAGAUAGUGACGUCAGCUAAAGCCUCAGAUCUUAGCCUUUCCAUCGGUGGCCGAGUAUUGACUGCCGACGCGUUUGUUCUCGAGAUGAGGGAUUUCGACCUUAUUCUCGGAAUGGAUUGGCUAUCCUUCUAUCAUGCAGACAUCAGGUGUCAUGACUGGGAGAUCACUCUUUAUCUUCCGGGAGAUGAAUCGAUCACUUUGUUCGGUUCCAGGAAUCGUUCACUGCCUCAUGUUGUUUCGGUGGCGAAAGCCACUAAGCUACUGCGACGAGGCAACUGCCAGGGUUAUCUGGUAAGCCAUGUCGACGAGUCUCAGAAAGCGCGAACACCUCAUGAUGUUCCAAUUGUUCGCGAGUUUGUGGACGUAUUUUCAGACGAACUUCCAGGAGGACCGCCUAACCGACAGGUGGAGUUCUCUAUCGAUCUCAUUCCAGGGGCCAGUCCAGUAUCUAAAGCCCCAUACCGUAUGGCGCCUAAGGAGUUGCAGGAGCUUAAAACUCAGAUUCAGGAGCUGUUACGACUCGGUUUCAUCCGACCGAGCGUGUCACCUUGGGGAGCACCCAUUCUCUUUGUCAAGAAGAAGGAUGGAUCCAUGCGCAUGUGUAUCGACUACCGGGAUCUCAACCGGUUAACAAUCAAGAACAAGUACCCGCUUCCCAGGAUCGACGACUUAUUUGAUCAGUUGAGGGGAGCCUGUGUGUUCUCAAAGAUUGAUUUACGAUCAGGCUACCACCAGCUGAAGAUUAAGGAGUCAGAUAUCGCUAAGACCGCUUUCAGGACUCGUUACGGCCAUUACGAGUUCAUCGUCAUGCCUUUCGGUCUCAGCAAUGCGCCAGCAGUUUUCAUGGACCUCAUGAACCGUAUCUUCCAUCCCUACCUUGAUCAGUUUGUUAUUGUCUUUAUUGACGAUAUCCUCAUCUACUCGAAGAGCCAGAAGGAGCACGAGGAGCAUCUGAGGGUGGUUCUCGAAACCCUCAGACGAGAAAAGUUGUUUGCAAAAUUCUCCAAAUGCGAGUUCUGGCUCCAGCGAGUAUCCUUUCUGGGUCAUAUGAUUACUCAGGCAGGUAUCGAGGUGGAUCCUUCUAAGGUUUCAGCUGUUCAGAAUUGGUCAGCACCGAGGAGUCCGUCCGAGGUUCGCAGUUUCCUCGGUCUAGCUGGAUACUAUCGCAGGUUCAUCGAGGGCUUUUCCAAGAUCGCCCUCCCUCUAUCCCAGCUGACUAGGAAGUUUGUGAAGUUCGAGUGGACUGACAGAUGUGAGUCGAGCUUUCAGGAGCUCAAGAGGAGAUUAACUUCAGCAUCGGUGUUGACUAUUCCCGAUCCUUCUCGGAGUUUCACUAUUUUCAGCGAUGCUUCGAGACAGGGCUUGGGAUGUGUCCUUAUGCAGGACGGCCAGGUCGUUGCGUAUGCUUCCCGUCAGCUCAAGCCGCAUGAGCAGAAUUAUCCGACGCACGACUUAGAGUUAGCAGCAGUCGUUCAUGCUCUCAAGAUUUGGCGGCACUAUCUUUACGGCGGUCAUUGUGAGAUAUUCACAGAUCAUAAGAGCUUGCAGUAUAUCUUUACUCAGAAAAAGCUCAACAUGAGACAGCGCCGUUGGUUCGUCAAGGAUUACGACUGCUCUAUUCAGUACCACCCGGGAAAGGCGAACGUCGUUGCAGAUGCCCUAAGCCGACAGGUGAGGGGUGAUUUGACGUACGUCAUUACUCAGCAGAGUCCUUUGAUUCAGGAGUUUGCCCGGAUGCAGCUUCAGGCGAUUGAUGCACUUCCCGUAGCAGUUACGGGGAGUACCAGUGCCAGUGUUAGUGCUAUGCAGCUUCAGCCGACGCUGAGAGAGAGAAUCCGACGAGAACAGGCUUCUGACGAAUUCGUUAGUGUCAUGGAGGCCAAGGUUCGCGCCGGAGGCGUCGAGGGUUUUCAGCUAGGUGCCGAUGGGGCCCUAGAGUUCAGGGGCAGGAUCGUGGUCCCGAAAGUUGAGGCGUUGUGGAAGGAGAUUUUAUCAGAGGCUCAUACCGCACCCUAUCUCGCCCAUCCCGGAAGCACGAAGAUAUAUCACGACCUGAAGGGGUCGUUCUGGUGGCGAGGCAUGAAGAAGGACGUCGCCGAGUUUGUCAAGAGAUGUUUAACCUGUCAGCAAGUUAAAGCCGAGCAUCAGAGUCCGAUUGGCCUCCUACAACCACUGCCGAUUCCGAGGUGGAAGAGGGAGAAAGUCACGAUGGACUUCGUUACGGGAUUGCCGAGGUCGUCUGAACAUCACGACGCUAUCUGGGUCGUGGUCGACAGAUUGACUAAGGUUGCGCAUUUCUUACCCGUUUCGAUGAGGAUGUCCAUGGAUAAGUUGGCUGAGAUAUAUGCCCGUGGGAUCUUCCGACUCCACGGAGUGCCCGUUACGAUUGUAUCAGACAGAGAUCCCAGAUUCGUCAGUCGAUUCUGGCACAGCUUGCAUGAGGCGAUGGGCACGAAGCUUGAGUUCAGUUCAGCCUACCAUCCGGAGACAGACGGUCAGUCAGAACGGACUAUUCAGACGCUUGAGGAUAUGCUUCGCGCUUUGGUCGUUGACAGGGGUGCUAAGUGGGAGUCGUUGUUGCCGUACGCCGAGUUCGCGUAUAACAACAGCUAUCAUUCUUCCAUUCAGAUGGCUCCUUACGAGGCACUUUACGGCCGCAAGUGUCGUUCCCCUCUCUAUUGGGACGACGUCGGAGAGCGACGAGUACUCGGUCCCCAGUUGAUCGAGGAGACAGCAGAUCAGUUCGAGUUGAUCCGGAAGAGACACAGGACAGCUCAGAGUC
Molecule: messenger RNA, 3925 nt
Organism: Striga hermonthica
Lineage: Eukaryota; Viridiplantae; Streptophyta; Magnoliopsida; Lamiales; Orobanchaceae
Source: the annotation of a GenBank genome assembly